This is a messenger RNA of Erigeron canadensis, 3131 nucleotides long. RefSeq names its product receptor kinase-like protein Xa21. The record is from RefSeq and is a predicted model, not a curated record. Gene Ontology annotation, molecular function: protein binding; ATP binding; protein kinase activity. The transcript is spliced from 3 exons. Lineage: Eukaryota; Viridiplantae; Streptophyta; Magnoliopsida; Asterales; Asteraceae. The coding region runs from base 1 to 3078 and encodes 1025 amino acids. Gene Ontology annotation, biological process: protein phosphorylation.
AUGAACCCAACACAACCAUCUUAUUCCUCUUGUAUUUGUUUCAUGCUCUAUGCUAUUUUUAUAACUUUGACUACUACCACAAACUCGACUUCCACUGCCGGAAACAUAAGCGAUCAUGCUGCGCUUUUGUCAUUUAAGUCGAUGAUUAUUCGCGAUCCAUAUGGAGCUCUAACCUCAUGGAACAAUUCCUUGCAUUUCUGUGCUUGGAAUGGUGUUCGAUGUGGGAAGCGACACAAAAGGGUAAUUGUUCUAGAACUCAACUCGACCGGUCUAGAAGGCUCCCUUUCCCCUCAUAUAGGGAACCUCAGCUUCCUCCGUCAUCUUAUUUUCCAAAAUAACAGCUUUCAAGGAACCAUUCCACAAGAAUUUGGCCGUCUAUUGAGGCUACGUGUCCUCAAUCUUGGCGUAAACAAUUUUAGUGGAACCAUUCCAACUAACUUGUCUCGUAACCUUGAAACGCUUUUACUUGGUAGCAAUAUGCUAGUUGGAAGCAUCCCCGAGGAGAUAAGUUUCCUCUCGAAACUUACAAAUCUUUCAAUUACGAAAAAUAGGCUAACAGGUGGAAUCCCACCUUCCUUGGGGAAUCUUACUUUGAUGCAAUCGUUCUCUGCCGGAGGAAAUCCAUUUGGAGGGAUCAUUCCAGAGACAUUGGGUCAUUGGAAAAACUUGAUGCAAGUUGGCUUUGGUGAAUGCAACUUAUAUGGAAACGUCCCUCAAUUCGUUUACAAUCUCUCGCUUUUACAAAUUUUAUCCUUCCCUGGGAAUGACCUUACUGGUAGCCUUCCUUCAGAUAUAGGUGAAUUACUCCCUAAUCUUGUAUGGUUUCAGAUAUCAAAAAACAAACUGACUGGACUUUUUCCAGAUUCUAUCUCUAAUUGUUCCAAAUUAGAUACACUUGAAAUAGGUGGCAACAAUUUCAUUGGGAAAUUUAAUGUUGACUUUGCAAAACUAAGAGAUAUUCGCAGAAUAGCCUUAUAUGGUAAUAACUUUGGAGGUGGAGAAGCGGAUGACAUGAAGUUUAUCAAUACUUUGAAAAACGGCAGCGUCUUAGAGAUGUUGGUUCUUACAGAAUGCAACUUUCAUGGAGUGGUUCCAACAUCAAUCGGUAAUCUUUCUCAUCAACUUUAUAGGCUACGUUUAGGAGGAAAUCAGUUAUAUGGAGACAUCCCUUCAAGUAUAGGUAAUCUUCUUGGCUUGGAACAGUUAUCUUUAGGAGCUAAUCAAUUCUCCGGAAAAAUCCCCUCUACCAUUGGUAGACUCCAAAACCUAGGGGUUUUUGAAUUAGAUGAAAACCAAAUUUCUGGCAUGAUACCAGAAGCAAUUGGGAACUUAUCUUCAUUGAUUAAACUUCUUUUAGGUUCCAAUAGACUAGAAGGUCAUAUUCCAACAAGCUUAGGAGGUUGUCAAAAGCUAUCAGAGUUGUACAUACAUGACAACAGACUUAGUGGCACAAUACCCAAACAACUUCUCCGACUUCCCUCUCUUUCUAAAACAUUAGACCUUUCUAAUAACAACUUAUCUGGUUCACUCCCAAUUGAGUUUGGAGACCUCAAAAUGCUGAGUGCACUAGAUAUAUCUAAUAAUGAUAUAUCAGGUAAUAUUCCGGAUGGGCUUGCUGGUUGUACAAGUCUUACAUUCUUAUCCCUCAAAGGGAACUUUCUUCAAGGCAUGAUACCAUCAUCAUUACGUUUGUUGAGAGGAUUGGAGGUACUCGAUAUUUCUGAGAAUAACUUAUCAGGCCGAAUUGAUCAUGAAGUCUUAGAAAGUCUUCCGUUACAAUUUCUGAAUUUAUCUUUUAAUGAUUUUGAGGGUGAUGUACCUGUUGUAGGAGUGUUUUCCAAUGCAAGUGCUUUCUCUGUUUUGGGGAAUAGUAGGCUUUGUGGGGGCUUGGUUGAACUUCGGUUACCCAAAUGCAAGGAGACAAAGAAACGUGAACCUAGGUUCUACCUGUUCAUAGUCAUUUUAGGUACAUUAAUGUUUCUUGGCGCAUUAUUUUUUAUGUAUGCUUGGCGUAAGAAAAAAAACAAUAGACAAUUGUCUCAAUCAUCAAAUGAUGAAAGAUUCUUAAAGCUUUCAUAUAAUCAACUUCAUAAGGCCACCGAUGGCUUCUCCGAAGCCAAUUUAAUUGGCAAGGGUGGGUUUAGCUCCGUUUAUAAGGGAAUCCUUGAGCAUGAAGACAAAUUUAUCGCAGUCAAAGUUCUUCAUCUUCUAAUUCGAGGAGCUCACAAAAGCUUUAUAGCAGAGUGUGAAGCAUGGCGAAAUAUUCGACAUCGAAAUUUGUUGAAGAUAAUAACUUCAUGUUCAAGUAUUGACUUUCAAGGCAAUGAUUUUAAGGCUUUGGUUUACGAGUUCAUGCCAAAUGGUAGUUUACAUAAUUGGGUGCAUGCACGUGCAAGUGCAUCUAGACUCAACCUAAUUCAAAGAGUAAAUAUUCUCCUCGAUGUCGCAUCUGCAAUUGAUUAUCUUCAUAACCAGUGUUUGAUAAGCAUUGCUCACGGAGACUUGAAGCCAAGCAAUAUUCUACUUGAUAAUGAUAUGGUGGCCCAUGUUGGAGACUUUGGUUUGACAAGAUUUUUGGGAACAAGUUCAAACCAACAUAGCUCGACCGGUGUUAAAGGAACGAUUGGAUAUGCGCCUCCUGAGUAUGGCGUGGGGAGUGAGAUUACUACUAGUGGAGAUGUCUAUAGUUUUGGAAUAUUAUUAUUGGAGGUUAUGACUGGGAAAACACCCACAGAUAGCAUCUUUGAUGAAGGGCUUAGCCUUCAUAAGUUUGUUUGUGCAGCCUUGCCAAACCGUGUAAUUGAUGUUAUUGAUGAGGGCACAAUUGUUAUGCCAAGUAAUGAAGCAAAUGCUUCGGAUGAGUGUUCGGAUUCAAUAUUAUUCAAUAUAGGAGAACUGGAUGAGUGUUUGGCUUCAAUUUUGAAGAUUGGAGUAUCAUGCUCUGUCGAUGCCCCAUCACAAAGGAUGAAUAUCAAGAUUGUUAUCCAGGAGUUAGUGCAUAUUCUAGAUACUAUUCAAAGCCUUUCAGGUUCCGCGCCAUUCUUUCGUGGCAAAGUUGGAAAAAGUUGCAAGGAGUAGUGACGAAUGCGAUACUUAAAUAAGUGUAACUUAUUUUAUUAGUGUGUGUGUGA